Messenger RNA from Passer domesticus (house sparrow), 3080 nucleotides. It is a transcript of the gene PRKN, whose product is annotated as parkin RBR E3 ubiquitin protein ligase. The transcript is spliced from 13 exons. Lineage: Eukaryota; Metazoa; Chordata; Aves; Passeriformes; Passeridae. The coding region runs from base 681 to 1910 and encodes 409 amino acids. Gene Ontology annotation, biological process: negative regulation of protein phosphorylation; protein polyubiquitination; regulation of apoptotic process. The record is from RefSeq and is a predicted model, not a curated record. Gene Ontology annotation, cellular component: endoplasmic reticulum; mitochondrion; cytoplasm. Gene Ontology annotation, molecular function: zinc ion binding; ubiquitin conjugating enzyme binding; ubiquitin protein ligase activity.
CAGGCUGUGUGGGUGGUGAGAGAGCACAAACUGAGCCACAGAUACUCUUUGCAACUGCAGUUCUCUGCUUGCAUAAACGUAUUCCAGGCUAAGACAGGGAAGCUGGCCAUCCUACAGCUGAAACUGGGAUGGUUUGUAGCUCUACCAGAUUCAUGAGGUGUUAGAUAUGGCUUCUUUUAAAUGCCAAGGCUGGUGUAAAUUGUAGGCUCUGAACCCUGUGCACACAGAGACUCAGUCACUGUGAUGAGAGUGACUGAUGAGUGGAAGAACCCUUUUCCUGGUCCUCUUUGUAGCUUGGAGCUUUUUCCUGGAAAGAAAUUGUGGCUUCAGAGGGACCAUGGCCUGGAAAUCAGCAGUCAGUGUUUGUCAGGUUCAACUCCAGCCAUGGCUUCCCCGUGGAGGUUGGUUCAGAUUCCAGCAUCCUCCAGCUGAAGGAGGCAGUUGCCCAGCGACAGGGAGUUCCAGCUGACCAGCUGCGGGUGAUUUUUGCAGGGAGGGAGCUCAGCAAUGACUUGACACUGCAGUGUGUUUUACUGUAGUGCCUCCUGAGAUUCCUUGUAAUUUUCAUGGCAUCGCUCCUUUCUCACUGAUCUAAAUGGAUGUUGACGUUUGAAGUUUGUUGAUUUACAAAAUGUCAGAUAAUUACAGAGAGAAAAUGAAUUAUAUCCUCCUUUCUCCAAAUGAAAAACUGUGACCUGGCACAGCAGAGCAUUGUUCAUAUUGUUCAGAAUCCACAGAAGAACAAUCAGAACAAGGAGAGGACAGAAGAUACCUGUGUUAGAGGUGCUCUGAAAACCUUGAAAAGAGAACCUGAGAGUUUAACUCGCAUAGAUCUCAGUACCAGCGUCCUCCCAUCAGUCUCUGCAGGGUUGGCAGUUAUUCUGGAUCCUGGAAAAAACAGUGUUUCACUUCCCGCUGAAAAAUCAGGUGCAGCAAGUUACAACAGUUUUUAUGUUUUUUGCAAAAAUUUCUGCCAAGCUGUGAAGCCUGGAAAACUGAGGGUCCGCUGCAGUGUAUGUAAACAAGGAACCCUGACGUUGGCAAGGGGCCCAUCUUGCUGGGAUGAUGUGCUAAUUCCCAACAGAAUAGGAGGUGUUUGCCAGUCCCAAGGGUGCGAUGGAAAUGUAGCGGAGUUUUACUUUAAAUGUGGAGCACACCCAACUGCUGACAGUGAAACAUCUGUGGCUUUGAACCUGGUUACAACAAACAGCCGCUGUAUCACAUGUAUAACAUGCACAGAUAUUAGGAGUCCUGUGCUUGUGUUCCAAUGUGUGCAUCGCCAUGUCAUCUGCCUGGACUGCUUCCAUUUGUACUGUGUGACCAUGCUGAAUGACCGCCAGUUCAUCCAUGACCCACAGCUUGGCUAUUCCCUCCCCUGUGUAGCUGGCUGUCCAGAUUCCUUGAUUAAAGAACUUCAUCACUUCAGGAUUCUGGGAGAAGAACAGUACGACCGCUACCAGCGCUAUGGGGCCGAGGAGUGCGUGCUGCAGAUGGGAGGAGUGCUGUGUCCGACCCCCGGCUGUGGGGCAGGUCUGCUUCCUGAGCCAGGGCUCAGGAGAAUCCUGUGUGAACCAGGCAACGGAAUAGGCUGUGGGACCGUGUUCUGCCGUGAAUGUAAAGAAGAAUUCCAUGAAGGGGAAUGCAACUCUCUCCUCAGCCCACCAGGAGCCAUGGCCCAGAAGGGGUAUGUAGUUGAUGAGCAUGCAGCCAUGCAAGCUCGAUGGGAAGAAGCAUCUAGAGAAACAAUCAAGAAGACAACCAAGCCAUGCCCCAACUGCAAUAUUCCAGUAGAAAAAAAUGGUGGCUGCAUGCACAUGAAAUGUCCUCGCCCUCAGUGCAGAUUUGAGUGGUGCUGGAACUGUGGCCUGGAGUGGAACAGAACCUGCAUGGGAGAUCACUGGUUUGAGUAGCAGGGCUGAGGCCAGUCCAUGUUGCUGCUAAAGCUUGUUUUUAUCAGGGUCAAAUUCUUGCUUAAACAAAAAUCCCAGUGGUUUUAGGGACACAGAGUUCAGAAGCUGGCCUAGUUUGUUGGCUUUUUGCUUUAUUGCAUAUGCAAUCAUACCAAAAUCACAUUGAAGUUAUGCCAAGGCUUUUAAAUCCAAGUUAAAAGAAUAAUUGUUUUAAUGAACAGACUUGCUCAUCGUGGUACAAAGAGGGCUAAAUUACAACUUUUUGAACUUGUGCAGGCUAUCAACAUGGACAGUUGGCAGGGCUACAAUGAGGAAUCUCACUUGACAUUUACAGUCAGGAACCCAUAACUCUUGCAAGAGGGAGCAGCCUGCAUAUGUGUGUGUGUCUCUGAGUGUGCGAGCAUCAAGGGGAGGUGGAAGAUGCUUCCUGUAUCAUCUGCUUUUUUUCUUCAACCACUUCUUCGCUCAUUCAGCACAAUUUUUGAUUUCAAGGCAGUAUUUCUUAACAGCAUUUUUGGCAGAGAGAAGGCUGUGGCUCCUUAGUGAUUUCUCAGGGUUUCUUGCUAACAGGCUUUCUGCAGGGGUUUUGCUUUCAAAUGAAAUUUUCAUGGAAGCAUCCAGCUUUAUGCUAUACUUGUGCUUGUGUAUUUGUGAUAUACAACACAAAGCCAGCCUUCCUACUCAUUAUAGACUUUGUUACCAUGGGAAGAUUAGCUAAGGAUGCAGUUUCAGCCCUGUCUGUGUCUGUUGGUGCAGUGGUGACUGGAUCCAAUUAUGUGUUGUGCAAGCUACACUCACAGGGCUUCAUUUUUCUUGUACUUAUGGAAUGCUUUGGAUGUGGCAAAGUGAAGCAGGAGGAGACUUCUCAGGGCUUUUCUCUACCAUGUUUCUUCUAAACUGAAUUAGAAUAUGGGUAUGAUUCUGAAAAUAUAUUUAUUGCUCUAAAGGUGUGGGGCAGAGGGACAGCUUCAUUUUGCAAUGUUAACACAGUACGUAAAGUUAAAUAGCAUUUCCAAGUCUGAACAAUUAAAGAUCUGUUUGUGAUCUUUACAUUGAUGUUUUACUCUGAAAUGAAAUGGGUAAUGUCCACAUGCAACACACCAUGUAAGGAUUUGCACAAUUUAGUUCUGGAAAAAACCGCACAAUAAAUAAAGUGGUCAAAAUUUUAAA